Molecule: messenger RNA, 2206 nt
Organism: Acaulospora morrowiae
Lineage: Eukaryota; Fungi; Glomeromycota; Glomeromycetes; Diversisporales; Acaulosporaceae
Source: the annotation of a GenBank genome assembly
AUGGCAAAUAUCGGAGGAGAAACUCGUCCCAAAGAAUUGACGGUGACGACGCCAAGUACGGUGCAAGUUGCGCUCCGAAUAAAACCCACAAUAAUACUGGAUUCAACAAUAACGCAUUCAAUAGCAUCGGCAUCACACGAGCCAUCUUUAAAAGGUCAUCAUCAUCCAAUAGUGACUCCUUCAAACGAAGUACCCAAUCAAGUGAUAUUCAAAACUCUUGAGAAAUCCAAGGGAGAUGCCGAGGAAGAAGGGAAAUCAGAAGACAAGCAAGUAUACUCUUUUGAUCACGUUUUCGGCGAGGAAUGUACCCAGCAAGAGUUUUACGAAAGCGCAAUAGAGGGAUUGAUUGAGAAGUUUUUGGAUGGUUACAAUGUGACUAUCUUAACCUACGGAAAAACUUCUUCGGGAAAAUCCUAUACCCUUGGCACCACUCCGUCAUCCAUUUCAACUUCUUCCAAUGACUCUGACACCUCCUCAACGUCUUGUAUAAUAGACCACCAAUCCGGCAUAAUACCGCGUUCCAUGAAUUCUCUAUUCGCUCUAAUAGAAAACUCGGAGAAAUAUAAAUCGAAUAAAAUCUCCCUAAAGGUUUCUUACGUGGAGGUUGUAAAUGAGGAUCUAAUUGACCUAUUAGAUCCGCCCAUUUACCUGUUUAAUGGAGAAGACGACAAAAUGGGUGGCAUGGGAAUAGGAAAUGGAAGAGAUUCUUCAACCGGGCAUAGAAUUGGCGAAAUGAGCACCAACGAAAUUGGUAUGUACUUUGGCCACAAUGAAAUCCCAUACCUUAAACCAUUGGUGUUGAUACGCGAAGACGCAAAGGGAAAUAUUCACUGGAGUGGAUUGCAGGAGAUCGGUGUAAAUAAUGCUAAGGAGGUUAUGGAACAUCUCACACGAGGCAUAGAAAGCCGUCACAAAAAUUGCUCUGAUGUCUCCACGAGCAUCGCUUCAAGAUCGCACACCAUUUUUUCUGUAACAAUGACUCGGCAAAAAUUCAUUCCCAGUGUUUCAUCAUUAACCUCACAUACUGCUUCAUCAUUAUCUCGAAGAAGUUCAACGACUCCUCACUCAUCAGGAUCACGUCCUUCGAGCAGGAUGAGUGUAUCAACAAGUAACUCAAGACCAUCCAGUCGAGCUGGAAAUGAAAGUCGACCUACUUCGCGUGCGAGUUCGGGUCUAGGGAUCAGGAAUGAUGAGAGCGGAGAGCGCACCACCAUCACAAGCAAGUUAUGGUUUGUAGAACUAUCGGGUAAUGAAAAGUCAUCAUCAUCAAAUGGCGAUCUCACGACUUCCGAAGUUGUACGCCCAAAUCCUGGUCUACUAUCAUUGGAAAACAUAAUCUCAAUUUUGGGCACAUCAAAGUUAAAUUCCUCCACGAAAUCUACCUCUCACCACGACAUACCUGUACAUAUCACCCCAAAUCGCGAUAACCGUGUAGUCCCUUACCGUGACACAAAGCUCACUCGCCUCCUUCAAGACUCUUUUGGAGGCAGCGCACAUACGCUAAUGAUUGCUUGCGUGUCACCUGAAGAAUGUGAUCGCGCUGUGACCCUCGAUACUCUUAGGUAUGCCUCUCUCACAAGGAACAUCAAGAAUAUUCCAUCGAAAAAUGUAAAGGUUACGAGUGUUGGAAAUGCUCGAAGGAAUUCCUUAACACGAGAAACCGCGGCCAGUAGCGCACGAAGAGCUGCAGUUGGUAACGACCGAAGGAGCACCACACCAACUAAUGGUCAUAUACGAAAGAAAUCGAUGGAUGUUAAGCACUCGGAAAAUGAUGAACCGGGAUGGCACGACGUGAAGAAUUUGCAAUCGACGGUGAUCAAGUUAAGAGCCGAGAAUAAUGCUUUGAAGAUAGCGCUUACCGCAGUCGAAAAACAUGGUCAAGCUAAUGGUCGUUCAACGCCUGUUUCCGGACGAACACCGGGAAGGAGCACCCCGACAUUAAUUCCGGGCCGAAGUACUCCCACCAAACCUCGAUCACCACUUGCAACGUAUUCCUCGUCAAAGAAUUCGUUAUCACAACAGAAUCAGCAAUAUUACGCGGAACAACUGGAAGAGAUCGAAAGCCAGUAUUUACAAUUAAGACAGUCGUACGCAGAACUUUCGCUCAAGUAUGGACAGGCGUCGGCAGAGCUCGCCUUGUAUCAAGAUAAUCGUGAAAUAACUUCUGCCUAUCCUACCUCACCCUUCGGCGUUUCCAGUCGUGAUG